GGGUAGCCUUCGCCGUCGCCGCGCGCAGCCCUCUCUUUCGGCGAUCAGACGAAGGGGUCUCUCUGUUACUGUCUGGUAGAACUUACGGUCAACUAUUUACUCACCCGGAACACCUCGCCAUGGCUGUCGGUGACCUGAAGACUGAUAAGGGUAUUGAGGACCUCAACACUUACCUCUCUGACCGCAGUUAUAUCGAAGGGUGGCAACCAACUCAAGCCGAUGUUGCAGUACUUGAGGCACUGGGGAAAGCACCGACAUCUUCGAAUCCUCAUGUACUCCGUUGGUACAACCACAUAAACUCAUAUGAUUUGAAAUCACUUCCUGGAGAAAAGAAAACACCUGCCAUUCUCAGUGCUGGUGCCCCAGCUUCCUCCACAGGAAAGCCAAACGACGAUGAUGACGACUUAGAUCUAUUUGGUUCGGAUGAGGAAGAGGAUGCAGAAGCUGCAAAAAUCAGGGAAGAAAGGUUAAAGGCGUAUACGGAGAAAAAAUCAAAAAAACCCACAGUUAUUGCCAAAUCGAGUAUUGUUCUGGACGUGAAGAGUUGGGGAGAUGAAACCGAUAUGAAAGAAAUGGAAAAUGCAGUGAGAUCGAUUCAAAUGGAUGGUCUGGUUUGGGGUGCAUCAAAACUUGUCCCAGUGGGCUAUGGCAUAAACAAGUUACAAAUAAUGUGUGUGAUAGAAGACGAGAAAGUAUCAGUGGAUUUGCUGAUUGAACAGAUUCAAGAAUUCGAGGAAUUAGUUCAAUCCGUAGAUAUUGCUUCGUUCAACAAGAUCUAAGGAUCAAAAACAGCUCAUACUUUUAAUAUUGAAUUAAUAAAUAUUAAUUGUUUGUAUA
Trachymyrmex cornetzi is the source of this 837-nucleotide messenger RNA. It is a transcript of the gene eEF1beta, whose product is annotated as elongation factor 1-beta. Gene Ontology annotation, cellular component: eukaryotic translation elongation factor 1 complex; cytosol. NCBI's taxonomy places the organism in Eukaryota, Metazoa, Arthropoda, Insecta, Hymenoptera, Formicidae. Gene Ontology annotation, biological process: translational elongation. Gene Ontology annotation, molecular function: translation elongation factor activity; guanyl-nucleotide exchange factor activity. The record is from RefSeq and is a predicted model, not a curated record. The coding region runs from base 120 to 779 and encodes 219 amino acids. The transcript is spliced from 3 exons.